Salvelinus sp. IW2-2015 is the source of this 2817-nucleotide messenger RNA. The record is from RefSeq and is a predicted model, not a curated record. NCBI's taxonomy places the organism in Eukaryota, Metazoa, Chordata, Actinopteri, Salmoniformes, Salmonidae.
GCCGUACCUUCACCGCUUCACCCUGGUCCAGCCCUAUCUGCACCUCAACACCGGAUGCGGAGUCCAGUUUCUUCACUACAUGGUGAUGGUUCUGUCACAGCGCCCCCUAUCUUCACCAAGCUCUUACAGGAUGCCCAGGCGUCAGAGGGUCAGGUGGUGGUUUUGGAGUGCAGGGUUCGGGGCAGUCCUCCUCUGCAGGUCCAGUGGUUCAGACAGGGACAGGUCAUCCAGGACUCUCUAGACUUCCGCAUCCUGCAGAAAAAGCCACGGUCUGCAGCAGAGCCAGAGGAGAUAUGUACGCUGGUGAUAGCUGAGGCCUUCCCUGACGACGGAGGGCAGUUCUGCUGCACUGCAACCAACCUUUACGGCUCCAUCAGCAGCACAGCCCAACUCUCUGUUACUGGAGGGGCCUUCAACAGUCCCACAGCGGUGUACGAAUCGGUCAGGGACGGUGUGGCAUCCGGCGAUAACUCUGUCUUCGAGGAUGCCCAGGCCUUCCCCCCACCCCCGCUCACAGAGAUCAGCCUAUUGGAGGUACCGCCCAAGACCCCACCCAGUGCCAGCGCAGAGGGUUUCCAUGUCAACGAGCUGGAGAUCUGGCCCAGUGUGUCAGCCCUUCCACACCCCCACAUGUACCCCAUGGAGGGCCAGGACCGGAGGGCCAGUCCCCCUCAGCCCUCCUUCGGCCUGCCUCCACCAGAGCCCCGGCCAGACUUCCUAGGCCCAGCCAAGAUGUCUCCACCCCCGGUGAAGGAAGCCCCUCCGCUGCCCAACAAGCCCAAACUAGCGGCGGGUAUAGAGGAGGAGACCGAAACUGACAGGAACAUAGAACAGUUGAAGCAGCUGCAGGAUCAGAUUCUAUUGGAACAGCAAGAAGCAGCCAAUUGGAUCCAGCAGCAGGAGCAAGAGCAGGAAGUCCCACUUCCACUGCAGCAGCCUCAGGAAGUGUCCUCUCCGCCCUCUCCUCCUCUUCCCCCUCCUCCCUCCUUCCAGGAGCUGGAGAGCAGCGCCAUGCAGACCAGCACAUUCAACUACGCCCGGCCCAAGCAGUUCAUCGCUGCCCAGAGCCCCGGGGGGACAGUCCCUGUGGGGGGCUACGUCACCCAGUCCUCUGGCUCCUCUGGAUCCAGCCUGCCCUCACCCCUCUCCCCACCCACCUCACACAAACCCUUCACCAGGGUCACCAUGCCUCCCUUCACUAAGGGCAGCAGCAUCGGGUCUCAGUCCCCGUCCUCUCCCUCCUUCCCUCCUCCACCCCCUCCCUUCCUCAGCAGCAGCAUGUCUUCUCCAUCAGGCCCCAGCCAAGACUUUCCCCCACCCCCUCCUCCACCCAUCUCCUCGACUCCCCCCUUCUCCCCCGGCCACUCCAGCAGCUCUUCCCCCUUCACUUCCAUGCCCCAAUCACCUGCUGGCUUCCUGGCCUCCGUCCUGCCAGCCACGCCCACUAGCCCGUCCGUCAACGCCCUGGGCCUGCCUAAAGGGAAUGGAACUAUCAGUGCUUURCCCCGGAAGCAGUCCAGAGGAACCCCACGCCUGGCCUCUGACUCUGACAUUCAGGGAACCAAGGAUGCUGUCAUUCAGGACCUGGAGAGGAAGCUACGAUUUAAGGAGGAGCGCAUGAGCAAUGGACAACAGAGGUUAACCUAUGAGGAGAAGAUGGCUCGCAGGCUGCUGGGGGCAGACAACGCAGCCACAGUACUAAACACACAGCAGCAGGACGAGGAGCCAGUCACACAGGAGUACAAGGUGUCCAGCUUCGAGCAGCGCCUGAUCAGUGAGAUCGAGUUCCGUCUGGAGCGCUCUCCAGRGGAGGAGUCUGACGACGAUGUGCAGCAUGACGAAGACUCUACAGGCCAGGGGGUGGUGCCAUUCUUCGACAGCAAGCUCAAACACUACAAGGUGUUCGAGGGCAUGCCCGUCACCUUCUCCUGCAAGGUCAUCGGAGACCCCAAGCCAAAGAUCUACUGGUUUAAGGAUGGGAAGCAGAUCACCUAGGUCUCGGUCCAGAGACAGUGGUGAUGAGAACGAGAAUAUCCAGGAGCGUCACUUCCGCCCCCACUUCCUGCAGGCGCCCGGUGACCUCAUCGUCCAGGAGGGCAAGCUCUGCCGGAUGGACUGCAAGGUGAGUGGCUUGCCUACCCCAGAUCUGAUCUGGCAGUUGAAUGGUCAGACCAUCCGUCCUGACUCCGCCCACAAGAUGCUAGUGAGGGAGAAUGGCGUACACUCAUUGGUCAUCGAGCCCGUGUCCAGCCGCGACGCAGGCAUCUACACCUGCAUCGCUAGCAACCGCGCCGGACAGAACUCCUUCAACCUGGAACUCAUUGUCGCAGCCAAAGAGAUUCACAAGGCUCCUUCGUUCAUCGAGAAGCUGCAGAACACUGCUGUUGCCGAGGGUAACCCUGUACGUCUGGAGUGCCGUGUGUCGGCUGUSCCCAACCCAAAGAUCUUCUGGAAGAAAGAGAACGAGUCGUUCACUCACAAUACAGACAGGAUCAGCAUGCACCAGGACAACUGUGGCUACCUGUGUAUGAUCAUCCAGCCAGCCAUGAAGGAGGAUGCUGGAUGGUACACCGUGUCAGCCAAAAAUGACGCUGGCAUCGUGUCCAGCACCGCACGACUCGACGUCCACACUCAGUGGCAGCAGCCCAACACUCCCAAGCCUAAGAAGGUGCGUCCGUCUACGAGUCGCUACGCAGCGCUGACAGAGAGAGGACUGGACGUGAAGGCAGCCUUCUUCCCUGACUCCAGCCCCCUGCAGCCGGGAGGCCUGGUGGAGAGUGAUGACCUGUAGAGACCAGCGGGGUUCACACACCCCAC